AUGGCCGAUGGAAUCAAGCAAGCAUUCGCAAGGUGCAAGGCCGAGGGCAGGAGAGCCCUCGUCACGUAUGUCACCGCCGGCUACCCCACCGCCGGUGAGACUGUUGAUGUGAUGCUCGCUAUGGAGGCUGGUGGCGCUGACCUCAUCGAGCUCGGUCUCCCAUUCACCGACCCAAUCGCCGACGGACCCACUAUCCAAAAGGCCAAUACUGUCGCCCUUCUCAACGGUGUUUCUAUUACCACAACUCUCGCCGUUGUCCGCGAUGCCCGCGCCAAGGGCCUCAAGGUCCCCGUCCUCUUCAUGGGCUACUACAACCCCAUCCUCGCAUACGGCGACGAGAAGUUUGUACAGGACUGCAAGUCCUCCGGCGUUAACGGCUUCAUCAUCUGCGAUCUCCCUCCCGAGGAGGCCGUCCGCUUCCGUGAGAGCUGCAGAAAGGAGGGAAUGAGCUACGUCCCACUGAUUGCGCCGUCUACGAGCCCCGCUCGGUUGAAGCUGUUGUGCAGAAUCGCAGACUCGUUCAUAUAUGUUGUGUCACGCAUGGGGGUCACCGGUGCGACAGGGACACUCAAUGCUGGCCUCGGGGAUCUCUGCAAGAGGGUCCAUGAGUCAUCCGGAAACACGCCCAUUGCGGUUGGUUUUGGUGUAUCCACCCGCGAGCACUUCCUCUCUGUCGGCGAGUUUGCGGAGGGUGUCGUCAUUGGCUCUCAGAUCGUCAAUGUUCUUGACGAGGCCGCACCAGGUUCCAGGCCAGAGGCCGUCAGGAAGUACUGUGCUCACGUUGUCGGCAGGGACACCAAUGCCACAACCCGCGAAGUCGGGAUGGUCGAGGCCAUUGGAAAAGCCAACGAGACCGGCGCCGUACACCCCACUGCGGUCAUCACUGACAAGGACGUCCCCUCCGGUCCUGGGCUCGGCGAUCAGCUCAUGGCACUCAGUGCCUCCGAGCUUGACUCCCACGCAAUCCCUGACCGCUUUGGUGAAUUCGGCGGCCAGUACGUCCCUGAAUCAUUAAUGGACUGUCUUGCGGAGCUUGAGGCCGGCUUCGUAGCGGCCAACGAAGACCCUGCAUUCUGGGAAGAAUACCGCUCAUACUACCCAUACAUGGGCCGCCCGGGCCAGCUCCAUCUUGCCGAGCGCCUCACCGAGCACUGCGACGGUGCCAACAUCUGGCUCAAGCGUGAGGAUCUCAACCACACUGGUUCCCACAAGAUCAACAACGCCCUCGGCCAAGUUCUGAUCGCUCGCCGCCUCGGAAAGACCGAAAUCAUCGCCGAGACCGGUGCAGGCCAACACGGUGUGGCCACUGCAACCGUAUGCGCAAAGUUCGGCAUGAAGUGCACCGUCUACAUGGGCGCCGAAGAUGUCCGCCGCCAGGCCCUCAACGUCUUCCGAAUGAAGCUCCUCGGUGCCCAAGUCGUCUCUGUCGAGGCCGGCUCCCGAACACUCCGUGACGCCGUCAACGAGGCGCUCAGGGCCUGGGUUGUUCACCUCUCAACCACCCAUUACAUCAUUGGCUCUGCCAUCGGCCCGCACCCUUUCCCAACCAUCGUACGAACCUUCCAGUCCGUCAUCGGUAACGAGACCAAGUCCCAGCUUCAAGCCCUCCGCGGAAAGCUCCCCGACGCAGUCGUAGCCUGCGUCGGCGGCGGCUCUAACUGCGUCGGCAUGUUCUACCCCUUCUCCAACGAUCCCAGCGUCAAGCUCCUCGGUGUCGAAGCCGGCGGCGACGGUCUCGACACCGCGCGCCACUCCGCAACACUUACCGGCGGCACCAAGGGCGUCCUCCACGGCGUGCGCACCUACGUGCUCCAGAACCUCGAGGGCCAGAUCGACGAGACGCACUCCGUCUCUGCAGGACUGGACUACCCCGGUGUCGGCCCGGAGCUGGCAUCGUGGAAGGACUCGGGACGCGCAAAGUUCAUUGCGGCCACGGACGCAGAGGCGUUUAUGGGCUUCCGGAAGCUGUCGGAGCUGGAGGGGAUCAUCCCGGCGCUGGAGAGCGCGCAUGCCAUCUUUGGCGGGAUGGAGCUGGCAAAGACGAUGAAGAAGGGCGAGGAUGUGGUGAUCUGUCUGUCCGGGAGAGGCGACAAGGAUGUGCAGCAGGUGGCGGAGGAGCUGCCGAGAUUGGGACCCGGAAUUGGAUGGGAUCUGAGAUUUUAG
Molecule: messenger RNA, 2163 nt
Organism: Morchella importuna
Lineage: Eukaryota; Fungi; Ascomycota; Pezizomycetes; Pezizales; Morchellaceae
Exons: 4
Coding region: 1-2163 (720 amino acids)
Biological process (GO): L-tryptophan biosynthetic process
Cellular component (GO): cytoplasm
Molecular function (GO): tryptophan synthase activity
Source: RefSeq, a predicted model, not a curated record